Arctia plantaginis is the source of this 567-nucleotide messenger RNA. NCBI's taxonomy places the organism in Eukaryota, Metazoa, Arthropoda, Insecta, Lepidoptera, Erebidae. The record is from the annotation of a GenBank genome assembly.
AUGAAACUGUUCAUCAUCACCGCUGUAUUCGCUCUAAGCUCAGCUGCUGAACUUCCAUCCAGAAACUAUAUCCCUCCAGGUGUACAAGGUGGUCAAGGAAACUACCAUGUUGGUGGAAGUGGGGCAGGACAUACUGGCAACAGACGUCCACAACAGGACGCUGAAAAGAAUGCUGCCAUUAUAAAACAGGAACAAGUUAUUAGCGAAAAUGGCAAUUACCACUUCGGAUAUGAAACUUCGAACGGAAUCAGGGCUGAAGAAGCUGGUGAUACGGUAAACGCUCAGGGAGGUUUUGCGUACAUCGGAGAUGACGGACACACUUAUACCGUGACUUAUACCGCCGGAGAAGGAGGCUUUAGACCCCAGGGUGAACAUCUGCCGGUACCGCCUCCCACACCUGUUGCUAUCUUAGAAGCUCUGAAGAAAAAUGAACAGGAUGAAGCUGCAGGGAUUUUUGAUGAUGGUAAAUAUCAUCCUGAACAGGAUGGAGGCAGCCACAACGUUCCCAAUUUCGGUUCUCCAAACCACCAAGGCAGCUUCAGCAGCAGCGGUGGUUACAAGUACUGA